UCCGGCACAAUGGCUCGCAUUUACAAGCACCCGACUCAUUCAAAAGUCGAGCUGCCAGACAUCGACCUGUGCACGCUACUCUUUGGCAACCUCGCCCAGGACGACACGGUCCUGCACGUCGAGGCGGCCAACCCGCACAACAGCCUGACCAAGGCCAAGCAGCGCGAGGUCGUCGAGCGCAUCGCCCACGGCCUGCGCACGCACUACGCCGUCGGCAGCCAGGGGCCCGACAGGGACGUCGUCACCGUCAUCAGCCACGGCCAGAUCCUGGUGCCCUCGCUGCUCUACGGCGUCAUCGCCGCGGGCGGCGUCUACUCGGCCGCCAGCCCUUCCUCCACCGUCGACGAGCUCGCCCGGCAGAUCAGGGCGGGCAAGUCCCGGCUCGUCGUCUGCGGCAGCGAGCACGCCGCCACGGCCGCCCAGGCGGCAGCCAAGCUGGGCAUCCCGCGCACGAGCGUGCUCGUGCUCGACUCGACCGCGGGCAAGUGGUCCCUCAAGAGCCUGGCGGGCGAUGUCGACGCCCUGUCCCCUCCUUCCCAGCGCCUGCCCUGGGAGCGCAUCACCGACCCGGCCCGCCUCAAGAACAGCCUGAUCGUGAUCCUCUGGUCGUCCGGCACGACGGGCCUGCCCAAGGGCGUGAUGCUGUCGCACCGGAACCUCGUCGCCGAGACCGUCAUCACCUCGAUCCAGAGCCGCGAGUGGGCCAUGAACGAGUUCAUGACCCAGGGCGACGCCUACGUGCCGCCGCCGGCGUACCGCACCCUCGCGCACCUCCCCAUCAGCCACAUCGCCGGCCUCUGGGGCUACCUCGUCGGCCCGCAGUACUCGGGCGGCACGGUGCACUGGAUGCGCCGGUACCACUGGGCCGACCUGCUGCGGUACGCGCGCCAGUUCCAGAUCACAAUCUUCUACACCGUCCCCUCCAUCUACCUGCGCAUCAGCAAGUCCCCCGACGUCACGGACCACUUCGCCCACCUCGUCGGAGCCGCCACCGGCGCCGCCCCCAUGGACGGCACCCUGCAGAAGUCGGCCAACGCCCGGCUCGGCGGCAGUGGCGGCGGUGGCGGCAAGGAGCAGCUGCUCGGGCAGACGUGGGGCCUCAGCGAGACCACCGGCGCCAUCACCGCCCAGCCCAGGGGCGACCCGGACGACACCGGGUCCAUCGGCGCGGUGCUGCCGGGGGUCGAGCUGAGGAUCGUGGACGACGGGUUCCGCGACGUCGAGCCCGGCCAGGAGGGCGAGCUGCUCGUGCGCAGCCCGCUCGUCAUGAACGGGUACUUUGACAAUCCCGAGGCCACCAGGGCCGCGUUCCACGGGGACUGGUUCUGCACCGGCGACAUCGGCGUGCUGAGGGACGGCAAGUUCUACGUCGUGGACAGGAAGAAAGAGCUUCUCAAGUACAAAGGCCUCCAAGUUGCCCCCGCCGAGCUCGAGGGAAUCCUGUUCGAGCACCCAAAAGUCCGAGAGGCGGCCGUCAUUGGACUGCCCGACCCAUCCGCCGGCGACCUGCCAAGGGCAUACAUUGUGCCGGUGGACAAGAGCGACAUCUCGGCCCAGGAGAUCCAGGACUACGUCAGCGAGCGCGUGGCGCCCUACAAGCAGCUCCGUGGCGGCGUGGCCUUUGUCGACGAGAUCCCCAAGAAUGCUGUUGGUAAAUUCCUAAGAAAGGAUCUCAGAGAGCGCGCAAAGAAGGAGCUGGGAAUCACCUCGAAGCUGUAAGGGUUGUGGACAAGGUGGAUCAUGGGAAAGGACCCGUGGCGUCUGUUCCGGAGGCACUGUUCGUGUGACAUCUAUACACGCUCAAAUCUCAAUCAACUGUGAAUGCGGGCGUCCAGUGGACGUAUAUUCCUGUUUGUAAAAUCAACCAGAUGAUUAAGCCCGACAACAAGACUCCUGUAUCGCAGGGCCAAAAACACGGCCCACGCAGCCCAAUAAUAUCCCUCUGACAACAAAAAAUGCAAAGAAGUUGUAAUCGAUGUGCUGUUUCUCGAUCGCGCCAACGCGAGAGACGGGUAUUGAUGCUUCCAACCUUCAAAAAUUAAGCGAUAUGAGACAAA
Molecule: messenger RNA, 2057 nt
Organism: Microdochium trichocladiopsis
Lineage: Eukaryota; Fungi; Ascomycota; Sordariomycetes; Xylariales; Microdochiaceae
Exons: 3
Coding region: 10-1719 (569 amino acids)
Biological process (GO): secondary metabolic process
Molecular function (GO): CoA-ligase activity
Source: RefSeq, a predicted model, not a curated record